This is a messenger RNA of Dipodomys spectabilis (banner-tailed kangaroo rat), 1397 nucleotides long. It is a transcript of the gene Hnmt, whose product is annotated as histamine N-methyltransferase. The record is from RefSeq and is a predicted model, not a curated record. Lineage: Eukaryota; Metazoa; Chordata; Mammalia; Rodentia; Heteromyidae. The coding region runs from base 115 to 993 and encodes 292 amino acids. The transcript is spliced from 6 exons. Gene Ontology annotation, molecular function: N-methyltransferase activity.
UUUUUUUUUUUUGGACAGAAACUGGUGGGGGUGGGGAAAAAAAAGGGGAACUGGGAAGAGAAGGAGAGGAAGUUAAACGUUGCUUCCUUCCCAGGGUUCCUUAGAAAACUCAAUAUGGCAUCUUCCAUGAGGAGCUUGUUCUCUGACCACAGCAGAUAUGUUGAAUCUUUUCGGAGGUUUCUCCGAAGCUCCACGGAACACCAGUGCAUGCAGGAAUUCUUGGACAAGAAGCUGCCCGGCAUAAUAGCAAGUAUUGGAGACUCAAAGUCAGAAAUUAAGAUUCUGAGCAUAGGCGGAGGUGCAGGUGAAAUUGAUCUUCAAAUUCUAUCCAAAGUCCAGGCUCAACACCCAGGAGUUUGUAUCAACAAUGAAGUUGUUGAGCCCAGCUCUGACCAAAUUGCCAAGUACAAAGAGCUUGUAGCUAAGAAAUCAAACCUGGAGAACAUAAAGUUUGCUUGGCAUAAGGAGACAUCAUCUGAAUAUCAAAAUAGAGUGGUGGAGAGAAAAGAACUCCAAAAGUGGGACUUUAUUCACAUGAUUCAGAUGCUGUAUUAUGUAAAAGACAUCCCCGCUACUCUAAAAUUCUUCCAUAGUAUCUUAGCUACCAAAGCCAAGAUUCUCAUUAUUGUUGUGUCAGGCACCAGUGGCUGGGACAAAUUGUGGAAAAAGUAUGGAUCCCGCCUACCUCGGGAUGACCUCUGCCAGUAUGUCACUUCAUAUGACCUCACUCAGAUACUGGAUAACCUAGGAAUUAAGUAUGAUUGUUAUGAUCUACCGUCCACCAUGGACAUAAGUGACUGCUUUGUUGAUGGUAAUGAAAAUGGAGACUUACUUUGGGAUUUUUUGACAGAAACCUGCAACUUUAAUACGACAGCUCCACCAAGACUUAAAGCAGAAAUCAUGAAAGAUCUUAAUGAGCCUGAAUUUAGUAUUAAGAAAGAUGGGAAAAUUCUUUUUAAUAAUAAUCUGAGUUUCAUUGUGAUUGAAGCUUAACUAUCCAUCACAAGAAUAUAUUCAAAAAUUAUAUUUUCAAUAGCAGUUGGUCAUUUACUUCCCAAUUAAAAUUACAACUGUUUUUCAUAAUAUAUAAAUAAUUGCUUCUUACAAAUUGAAUCUAAAAAAUUUCAUAAACUUUCAUACAGAAUCUUAUGGGAGUACUUCUGCACUAAUUUCGUCCCUGAGAGAUCACAUGCAGGCUAACUACCAUGUCAGCUAGAAAUAGAAGACCUGAGUUCCAUUGACUUGUUGAAAACAAAAUCCUUUCCAUUAGCUGAUUUUACUAUACAUUUGUAGACUACUAAUAAAAUAUGUCCACUGGAUUCUUAAAUGCUAGUAAAGUAAGAAUUUAUUGAUACUUUGACUGCUAAUAAAAUAGAUUUUUCUCCUCCUCUUAAGAA